This is a messenger RNA of Hemibagrus wyckioides, 5122 nucleotides long. RefSeq names its product purinergic receptor P2X, ligand-gated ion channel, 3b (gene p2rx3b). The transcript has 12 exons. The record is from RefSeq and is a predicted model, not a curated record. Gene Ontology annotation, cellular component: nuclear inner membrane; plasma membrane. The coding region runs from base 257 to 1483 and encodes 408 amino acids. Gene Ontology annotation, biological process: response to ATP; monoatomic cation transmembrane transport. Gene Ontology annotation, molecular function: purinergic nucleotide receptor activity; ATP binding; extracellularly ATP-gated monoatomic cation channel activity. NCBI's taxonomy places the organism in Eukaryota, Metazoa, Chordata, Actinopteri, Siluriformes, Bagridae.
AGAAGACCCACAAGACGCAAACAGCUCUCCGUCUUACUCCGGGUUUUUGUCUUGGUGUCAGUAUCAAAUGAUACUGAUGAGGAAAUUUUUUUCUUAAUGGUAAAUGGUUUUCCUUUCCCAUGGUAAAAGUUUCAUGACUUGGACUUACACUUAAAACUCAGUGAUCUGGAUUUUACCGUUUUGCUCUUUAAUAUCAAAGGAAAAGACACUGGUUCACAACAGUGUAGUGUAUUGUUUUUACACUGGUGUGUGAAAGAUGUGGGGCUGUAUAAAAGAUUUCUUCACUUAUGAGACGACAAAGUCUGUGGUGGUGAAGAGCUGGACCAUCGGCAUCAUCAACCGAGUUGUUCAGCUGCUCAUAAUCUCUUACUUUGUUGGUUGGGUAUUUUUGUAUGAGAAGGCCUAUCAAGAAAGAGACACUGCUAUCGAAUCAUCAGUGAUGACUAAAGUUAAAGGAUUUGGCGAGCACCACAAUAAAACCAUGGAUGUUGCUGACUUUGUCACACCUUCACAGGGAGCCUCAGUGUUUUGCAUCAUUACUAAACUCAUCACCACAGAGAACCAGGUGCAGGGCUUGUGUCCUGAGAGUGAGGGAAAAUUUAAAUGUGAACAUGAUGACAACUGCACAAAAUUAAUGUCAAAGCCAGGCUCAAACGGUUUGUUAACAGGAAAGUGUGUGAACUAUGGUUCUAUGAAGACAUGUCAGAUCAGAGGAUGGUGUCCUGCGGAGAUAGAUGACGUCCCAAUAAAGCCUAUGAUGGAGGUUGAGAACUUCACCAUAUUUAUCAAGAAUAGCAUUCGCUUUCCCCGCUUCAACUUCACAAAAGGAAACUUCUUACCCAACAUCAACAGCAGUUAUAUAAAGAAAUGCAAUUUCGACUUUGAACAAAACACUUACUGCCCUAUAUUCAAGGUGGGAGAUGUGAUCCGCUUUAGCCAUCAGAACUUCACCACACUGGCUAAUAAAGGUGGUGUGAUAGGCAUAAAGAUAGCCUGGGUGUGUGAUCUGGAUAGAUCAGAAGACGACUGUAAGCCUGCAUACUCCUUUACUCGUCUGGAUGCCAUGUCUGAGAAAACCAGUGUAUCGCCAGGAUACAACUUUAGGUUUGCAAAGUACUUUAAGAUGGAGAACGGGACGGAGUACCGCACUCUGCUGAAGGCAGUCGCUAUCCGUUUUGAUGUGAUGGUCAACGGAGAUGCUGGGAAAUUUAAUAUGAUCCCAACUCUAAUCAAUAUGGUGGCUGCCUUCACUUCUGUGGGUGUGGGGGCUGUCCUUUGUGAUAUCAUUCUUCUGAAUUUCCUGAAAGGAGCUGAUCUGUACAAAGCAAGGAAAUUUGAAGAGGUGUCAGACUCACACAUUGAAAAAUCACUCUCCUACAACAGUGGCAUGUACCGGACCCGAGAUCAAAGCCAGCUGUCAAUCAGACCAGAAGACAAAUUCUCUAAUGACUCGGGGGCUUUUUCUAUCGGCCAGUAUGGUUAACAACAUCUUUGGAACCUUGUCCAGUAACAAUUAAACACCCCGCACAAAUUCACUUGUAGCUUAAUAUAAAUAUGCACUGUAAAUAGCUGUAAGGUAUCACAUUCUAGUACUGAUUUUAAUAUACGAGGUGUCCUAUUAGUAAUAAAGCAGAGAUUUCACAUCCAAGCAGAAGAAAAUGCUAAUAAUUUACACUCAACAAUCAACAAUUUACUAUAUAUGCCAAUUCAUUAAAGCUAUGCAACAACAUAGAGUAUAUGCAGUUGUGCAGUGACCAAAGAUUGUUAAACAAAACAAAAUCUUCUAUUUUAAAUUCUUUGUAGUAGUCUGGAUUUUCCUAAAGACAAAUAUUUAGGUUAAAACAAAAACCUUUUUAAGGCCAUGAGUCCUAACUUUUGACUGAUACAGCGUGUGUAGAAUAUUGUGUUCACAAAACAAAAACUUCACAGUAAAGAUCCUGUCUGUUUGAUGCUGGUAAUACCUGUCUUAGCAAAUGAAAUAAUCUAAACUUAAAAAGUACAACGACUGACUGCUAAUAACCUUCCAAAGUUUGCUACUACUUCUACAGAGUAAUCAUAACUUCAGAAACAAAGCUAUUCAGAUUUGAUACUAGGAAUAAAUCAAAGCACGGCAUGAUGUUAUAGGAAAAUAAUCAGCGAUUUCUAAAAUUUCUUUUAAUUAGAAAAUUGCAUAUUUUCUCCUGCUGUCACUUACACUCUCUUUAUCAGCACUCCCUCUCUAAAAUCUGAGGAAAACCUAAAGUAUACAGCUGUACCUCUGACUAGAAAUCACCACUGGAGACUACUUCCAAAGAUGCUAAAUUAACAUAUCUACUAUUACACACAUAACCGUUUACAUGGAUUAACCAACUUUUCAUAGAUUAGCCUACUAUAGAUGCUAUAGAAAGAAUAGCUGCUGUUAUACAACAUUAAUAAAUACCUUCUGAUUAAUAAGUACAGUAAUGAAAUUCAAUCCUGAAACUGCUUAUUGUUUUGGUAAUUGCCCUAUUACUUUUCGGACACCCUGUAUUUAAACGCUUCAGUGUCAGGUGUAAUAUCUGCAUGGUCAUUUUCAGGCCUAUAGCAAUAGAAGACCAAAGUAACUUAAAGCAUAAAGUAGCACUGUGAGUAGACAUUUGAAUAUCCACAAUUACACAAGUAGUACCACUAUUUAGCAAUUUAGUGAUAGAAAUCAUAUUAGUACAAUCUUUAAAAAUAUUUGAAACAGGGUUCAAGGCUUUAUGAGCUAUUACUUCAUUUAAGUGUGUUAACAUGAGCAUUACUGAUACUGAGUUAAAUUGUUAUUUUAACUCUUGCUUUAGGUACUUUAUUAGGUAGCUAUUUUUUGUUGCAUGUGUAUAAAAAAAUCAUACUAUUACAUAAAAUGGUAAGACUUUUGAAGACAUUGCAGGUGUUGGAAUAAAAUUAGUUUGGAAAGAUUGUAGAGAAAAAAAGCAUUGUAGCAGAAGUGUGUGUAGGCUUCACCUGAAUCUGUUGGUUCACUAUUCCCUCAUUUCCACUAUAUUUUCUAAAUCAAUGUGUUUGAUCAUUUUAAGAUGAACAGAUUUGGAAAAAAUCCCAUCCCAAUGCCUGAAAAUUUGUUCCACUAUGAUGUGGAUCUUCUGGAGAUCAUAAAAUGGCUUAAAAAUGUACUUGGAGGAUAUGAAUCUUGGGAAAUUUGUAAUUUGAAUCAUGGGGAACUGUAAAACACCUUAGUAAGCUGUGGCAAUUCAAUGCUGUAAAUCCAACUUGCAAUAAGACCGUGGUUUAAAAGUUGGAUGUUUUAGUAUAUGUGAUCAACCACUUGUGUAAUCUAUAGUAUGUGUAAUCUGCUCUAGUAAAUAUAUCAUAUCAAAGCAACACAAAUGAGUCAAAGCAGUCAUAUUUCAUAAAUAAAUAGUGCACUCAUAUACAUGUAAAAGUAUCCUUGUAUUAAAUAAAACAAAUAUGAUUAUGGUUUUUGUAAUUCAGAAAGGGCUCAUCUCUUGGGAUGCCCAAAAGUCACUAGAGUUUAGGCAUAAUGGUGAUUCUGAGGCUGGAAAGAUUAGACUGGUUCAAGCUGACAGGAAGUGAUACUCAAUAAACCACUCUUUACAUCUGUGGUGGGCUGAAAAGCAUCUUAAAAUGUACAACACAUCGAUCCUUUGACCAGCUGGACUAUAAAAAACCGCAGCAUAAGACCACUCCUGUCAGCCAAGAACAGGAAUCUGAGGCUACUGUGGACACAAACUAGACAGCUGCAGAUUGGAAAAAUGUUGCCUGAUCUUUUUGUCAAUAAUCAACUGACCAGUGAUGGCGAGACGUAACCUGAUUCCUGUUCUUGGCUGACAGGAGAGAAAUCUGAUGUGGUCUUCUGCUGUUGUAACACAUCCGCCUCGAGGUUCAAAGUGAUGCUUUUCUGCUCACCACAUUGCAGCAGAGUUGCCAUUGCCUUCCUGUCAGCUAUGCAAUCAAAGUAAUUCUGGGGCUGUAGAAUGUAAAACCUUGUGACAUUUUAAAUCAUUGAUGUACAUGACAUCGAUUCCAUGGGCUCCAAAGAGUGUAGAUGAUCUCAUGUAGAAGCUCUCAUACCAAGAGCCUGCAGUGCAAACAAAGAUGUCAUUCAUGUUAUGUCCAUUGCUGUUGCAGUGUCUCCCCAAUGUAAGGAGAAAUCCAACAACUAGUCAGUCUCCUAUUGGUUUCCCAGAUGAAUGCAUGAGUUAGGGAAGUGACAAUAAGUCCUGCGGUGCUGCAUGCGGAAUGACGAGUGACAAAAACGGAUCAUUUUUUUUGCCCUGUGAUUUUAGUAGCUGAGUUAUAACUUUACAAUAUAAUGUUGAGCAUAUUGGUAGCGUAGUUAUUUCUUCUUUUGUCCCAUAAUGAGUUCUUUAAAAAAGAGAAGAAUUCACGCAGUUGUCCUUAAGGAGUUUGACAUUCGCAAUGCAAAUGCUUUUCAGUCUCAGUAGCUGUGAGAAAGAAAAAUGACAUUUCUGCAGUGAUUAGGCUGAGAAAUGUUGUAUUGUGCAUAUAGAUAUGUGGGUGCAUGUCCAGGAAUUAUUUUUUUUAUCUUUUGAACAAUUCCAAUGAACGAUUUAACAAAAACACAAAUUGUGCAUUGAAAUAUGAUCAAGAAUGAUCAGGUAUACCACAAAACAGAGCUAAUGGUCUUCAUAUAAUACAUCUCCUUUGUUUGUUGAGUAAUAUAUUAUAUACAUGUUUGCUGUACAUAUUAUUACAGCCAUUUGAUAAUAUGGAGCAUAUUUUGAUCAUGUAUUGCAUUAAAACAAACAGCUUGGCCAAAAAAAGGAGCUUACACAAAUAUCCUCUUUACCACAAAAUAAGACAUAUUUACGUUUAAGUUAAGUUUAGGCUUGUGCAACAUGCAUGCCUAAAUACAGUAAUUACACACUUUCUUGAAACCAGCUCCAGUUGUUCACAAUCUCUGUGUGGUUUCUGGCACCAUAUAAAACACUGUUAUAUAUAAAUAAGAGACCACUGCCCAAUCUCCAGAUUUGAACCCUAUUGAAACCCUCUGGAAUGUCAUCAAGAGGAAGAUGGAUGGUCACAAACCAUUAAGCAAAGCUGAGCUGUUUGCUUUUUUGCAAAAAGAGUGGUAUAAAGUUACCCAGCAGCCGUGUGAAAAACUGGUGGAGAGCAUGGAGUU